Messenger RNA from Poeciliopsis prolifica (blackstripe livebearer), 1431 nucleotides. RefSeq names its product interferon-induced protein 44-like. NCBI's taxonomy places the organism in Eukaryota, Metazoa, Chordata, Actinopteri, Cyprinodontiformes, Poeciliidae. The record is from RefSeq and is a predicted model, not a curated record. The coding region runs from base 131 to 982 and encodes 283 amino acids. The transcript is spliced from 8 exons.
GAUGUUUUGAGGACCAAAAACAGCUCAUUCAUUUAUUGUUCACUUUCACUGUCUUCAGCCUGUAACUUUCUUUUGUGUUGAGUAAAACAUUUUGCAGAGCUACACUGUUAAAUCAUCUUGAAGAUCAACAAUGGCAUCUCAAUUGCUGGAAAAACCCUGGAGGGAACUACGCUGGGGAGAGAAGCAGGAGGACCUUCAGUAUGUGAAGGAGUACAAACCUUUAAUUGACGGCAUCAAGCAUCUUCGAGUCCUCAUGUUUGGACACGUUGGAGCUGGAAAAUCCAGUUUCAUCAACUCAGUCAGUAACGUCCUCCGAGGCCGAAUGUCCAUUCCUGCUUUGGCCAGUGCGACCACCUCCGACAGAAGCUUCACCAUAAAAUAUGAAACUCAUAAAAUCCAGAUCGGACGAGGAACUUCAAAGACAUUUUUUCCUCUGGUUUUCAACGACGUCAUGGGUCUGGAGGACGGUAAAGACAGCGGGAUCCAGGCUAGCGACAUCAAGCUGGCAAUGAGAGGACACGUACGGGAGGGUCACAAGUUUAACCCAUUAGGCCCACUGACUAAAGAGGAUUUUGGCUACAACCCAAACCCCUCACUUAAUGACAAGGUUCAUGUCCUGGUCUGUGUGAUGUCUGCCAACGCGCCACAGAUUAAUGCUUCAGUUCUGGAGAAGAUGAGGAAAGUCAGAGAAACAGCCAGUGAACUGGGAAUUCCUCAGAUGGCCAUGAUGACCCACAUCGAUGCUGCCUGUGGGGAAAUAGAGAAAGACGUGAAGAAUGUAUACAGAAGCAAACACUUGCAAAAAAAGAUGAAAGACUUCAGUGCAGCAGUGGGAAUCCCUAUGAACUGCAUCUUCCCUGUGAAGAACUACAGUGACGAAAUUGACAUAAAAAACGACGUUGACAUCCUGAUCUUGAGUGCCCUGAGGAAAAUGAUCGACUUCGGAGACGACUUCAUUGAGAAAAAUCUAAACUCAUGUUAACAGUUUACAUGUUCUGAAAUUUCCAAAGCGGGUUUGUAGGGGAUUAAAGUUGAGAAAAGAAGAAUAAAAGGAAAUGGCAUGCUGAAAACUAUCUCUUGAAUAAUUAACAUUCAGAAUAACUUGUGUUUACCUGAAUGUGAUGUUUGUUCUGCUUGAUCAUAUCAUGCAAAACAUUAGUCAAAAUAUGAAUAGUUUUGGAAGAACUUGUUCUACAAAAGUAAAUUCUAAUUACAAUGGGAAUGCUAGAUUGCAACACACUGCACAGAGCUGCCUUGUUUAACAGAACAUUUUAUGGUUCUGUAAAACCAUAAAAUCAUAAAAUGGUUCUCAAACAUCUGAGGAUAUUUGUGAUAAUCUGAGGAUUGUUUGGCAGAAAUACCUGUAUUGUGAUCAAAUAUAUUUUAAUGUGGUUUAGGUUUCUCAUUUUCCUGUUUACUGUUGUCAUUGUC